Molecule: messenger RNA, 2484 nt
Organism: Mycena indigotica
Lineage: Eukaryota; Fungi; Basidiomycota; Agaricomycetes; Agaricales; Mycenaceae
Exons: 11
Coding region: 1-2484 (827 amino acids)
Biological process (GO): transmembrane transport
Molecular function (GO): oligopeptide transmembrane transporter activity
Source: RefSeq, a predicted model, not a curated record
AUGUCGACAGCGACGCCCUACUCCCAGGACGACGACCGGCCCGCCCAGUACACCUUCGAGACAGAGUACGACGAUGACGAUGAGAGCAGCGCAGAGGAUGUCUUUGCCUUUCUCCCUCCGAAUACCGCCGAUUCCCAAAGACACGAAUAUCCGCCACUCGAGUACCCAGCUCCAACCUACGACCCGACAACACCAGUGAGGGUGUCACUACCGAGUACGGGGGAGAAGAGUGUUGUUCGGCCGGAUUCAUUUGCACCGUCAGUAACGGAGGAGGGCUCUAUCAAGAUGGAGUUUGACUUCGAUGCCAUUGAGGAGGAGGACUCGCCCUUCCCAGAGGUCCGAGCAUCGGUGUCAAAUAUCGACGACCCAGACAUGCCCGCAAUGACCAUACGAAUGUGGUUCAUUGGUCUGUUUCUCUGCACGAUAGCAGGCUCUCUCAAUGUAUUUUUCAACUUCCGCUCACCCGCGCCAUCUGUGGUCCCAAUCGCCCUCCUCCUCAUUGCCUACCCGUUUGGCAAAUUUCUGGCCUUCGUUCUACCUAUCACAACCUAUCGAAUUCGUUCAAUCGAAUUCUCAUUAAACCCUGGCCCCUGGAACAUCAAGGAACACGUUCUUGUCUUCAUUAUGGCAAACGUCGCGGUCGGAAGCCCUUACGCCCUCAACGCUGUUGUAGUGUCGGAGUCUUUCUAUGACAUCAAGGUCGGAUACUGGUUCGCCCUUGUCUUAGUUCUCGCCACACAACUCACCGGCUUUGGGCUUGCUGGGAUAUGUCGACGUUUUCUCGUCUGGCCAGCGAGUAUGGUCUGGCCCCAGAACCUUGUCGCGUGCACCCUUCUCAACACUCUCCACGCUGAAGACGAUGAGGGAAGUGGUGGAAUGACACGCUAUCGAUACUUCAUGCUUGUCACCACAGCGAGCUUCUUUUGGUUCUUUUUACCUGGCUUUCUGUUCGAGGCACUCUCCAUCUUCUCGUGGGUCUGUUGGGCAGCACCAAACAACGUUCCGGUCAACCAACUCUUUGGAGUUUACUCUGGCCUUGGAAUGAGUGUUGUGACAUUCGACUGGACAGAAAUCUCGUGGAUAGGGUCACCGCUCAUGGUCCCAUGGUGGGCACAAGUCCACGUUUUCCUCGGAUUCGUGCUCUUCUUCUGGAUCCUCACCCCUGCACUCUAUUAUAGCAACACCUGGUAUCUGGCCUACUUCCCGAUCUCCGCCAAUGUGCCUUACGACCGCUUUGGAAACCAGUACAAUGUUUCCCGAGUUCUAACCGCUACCCACACGUUUAACGUGACAGCCUAUGACGGAUACAGUCCGCUCUACUUGCCUGCAACGUACACAGUGACCUACCUCCUCGCUUUCGCGUUGAGCACUUGUGUUAUCGUCCACACUCUCCUCUAUCACGGGCGCAGUCUGCUCAACGGCUUCAAGAAAAUGCGCGUGGAAAGCGAUGACAUCCACGCCAAACUCAUGCGCAAUUACCCCGAAGUACCCGAUUGGUGGUACCUUCUCGUUUUCUGCGUCUUCUUCAGUCUAGCGAUCGUAGCUGUCGAGGCAAAUCAAAGUCUUUACAACGUUUGGCACACUCAGGUCCCCGUCUGGGCUUUAUUGCUCUCAGUCGCCCUUCCCAUCAUCUACAUCUUACCAUCAGGCUUCAUAUAUGCUAUGACCGGGACCGAGAUCACACUCAAUAUCCUAGCUCAGAUCAUCCCAGGCUCGUUGCUUCCUGGAAACCCUCUCGCCAACAUGGUUUUCAAGGCCUACUCGGUUCAAACGCUGACAGAAGCGACAUCAUUUAUUCAAGACCUCAAGCUCGGGCAUUAUAUUAAGGUUCCUCCGCGAGCCUCGUUUUUGGUUCAACUCGUGGGCACCCUUGUUGCAGCAUUCCUCCAAGUUGGAGUUAAGACAUGGAUUUUCGCCAACGUUGAAGAUAUUUGCCAGCCUGGGCAAAAAUCACAACUUGUUUGCCCACACAAUCAAGUGUUCUUUACCGCAUCUGCUAUUUGGGGUCUUAUCGGACCCGUACGACAAUUUGGACCAAGCUCUAUCUACCACACACAUCUAUAUGCCCUUGCUAUUGGCGCAGUCUUACCACUUCCUUUCUGGUUUUGGCAACGUCGUUACCCAAACAGCUGGAUCAAGUAUAUCAGCACGCCAGUUAUUCUCAACGGUGUGUCUGGUAUUCCACCAGCGACCGGCAUCAAUUAUUCAGCGUGGUUUGCGGUCGGUGCUUUGUUCCAAUAUUUCAUCCGUAAAAGGAAUUUUGCAUGGUGGAGUAAGUUUAACUAUGUGACGAGUGCCGCUCUGGAUAGUGGAACGGUUAUUUCAUUGAUGGUCAUUUUCUUCACGCUACAAUUUCCGAGGGAUGGGAAGAUCAGCGUAAAUUGGUGGGGGAAUAGUGUGUACAAGCAUACGGCCGACUACAAUAGGGCGCCAUGGAAGAAAGCUCCUGCAGGCGGGAUUCCACUUGCGAACCCACCACCAUAG